CGUCCAGCAAAAAGUCCAGCCCAGGAUCACAAAGCAGUUUAAAAGGACAUGCCCAGGAAAGACUGAGGGCUCGAAAAGAGGAACGGCGCAUUACAAGCCAUCUACUUCAUAGCCGGAAAGUGACAAUUCAUGUGAAAAACUGACCAGGAAUUUUGGCUGUAAACUACAGAGACACCUCACUACACUGCCACGAUGCCUGCCGACUACAAUGGAAAAUGGGAGAUGGUGAGCAACGAGAAGUUUGAUGAUGUCAUGAAGGCAAUGGACAUAGACUUUGCCACACGCAAGAUCGCCUCACAUCUCACGCAGACAAAAGUCAUCAAGCAAACCGGGGAUAAAUUCGAGACCAAAACUCUCAGCACGUUCAGAAAUUAUGACGUCAACUUCACUGUUGGAGAGGAAUUUGAGGAGCACACUAAGGGCCUGGACAACAGAGUGGUCAAGACACUCGUCACCUGGGAUGGAGAUAAGCUUGUGUGUGUGCAAAAAGGCGAGAAGGAGAAUCGAGGCUGGACGCACUGGAUAGAGGGAGACCUGCUGCAUCUGGAGAUCACCUGCCAGGACAAAGUCUGCCAUCAGGUCUUUAAGAAGAAGGAAUAGCAGUCUGAAGAUGUAGCAGCUCUCCUGUGCGUCACCUUUUAACGCUCAUGUGUGCAUUUACUGUUGUUGUUGUACAUAUGUUCCUAUGCAAUGCAAUUCUAAUAAAGCGUUUUACACAAUGUUUUAA
Molecule: messenger RNA, 727 nt
Organism: Clarias gariepinus (North African catfish)
Lineage: Eukaryota; Metazoa; Chordata; Actinopteri; Siluriformes; Clariidae
Gene: rbp2a
Product: retinol binding protein 2a, cellular
Exons: 5
Coding region: 193-600 (135 amino acids)
Biological process (GO): fatty acid transport
Cellular component (GO): nucleus; cytosol
Molecular function (GO): fatty acid binding
Source: RefSeq, a predicted model, not a curated record